UUUAGAAUGUGCUGAGCUCCCCUGGAUCCUUCACAACAAGAGAGGAAGAAGGCGCACCAGCUUUGACCAAAUAAAGCUCAGGCGUCGCAGUUUUUUUAGAUCCUCUUUUUUUUUUUUUUUUUUUUUUUUUUUUUUAUUCUUUUUUUGUCCGAAGACACACCAACGGAAACCAACGUUCACUAACACGUUCGGGGGGCUUCGUUGUUCCGUUGGUAGCCGUUGUUCGCACCGACCUAGCUUUGUCCUUCGCAGUCACAGUUGGCGGUGGGUUGCUGAAAUAUAUUAAUAUUAUUCGUUGUGGAAUAUGGCUCAGCAUGGACAUCACGUAGCCAGUUCCCAAAAAGCGCUGAUGCUGGAGAUGAAAAGUCUCCAAGACGAGCCGGUUGAAGGAUUCAAGAUAACUUUGGUGGACGAGUCGGACAUGUACAACUGGGAAGUGGCGAUAUUCGGACCCCCGAACACGCACUACGAGGGUGGUUAUUUUAAGGCUCGGAUCAAGUUUCCCGUCGAUUAUCCGUACUCUCCACCUGCCUUCCGCUUCCUCACCAAAAUGUGGCAUCCCAACAUCUAUGAGAAUGGAGACGUGUGCAUCUCCAUCCUUCACCCACCGGUGGACGACCCACAGAGCGGAGAACUCCCUUCAGAGAGGUGGAACCCCACACAGAAUGUCAGGACCAUCCUGCUCAGCGUCAUCUCUCUGCUGAACGAACCCAACACGUUUUCCCCAGCCAACGUGGACGCGUCUGUGAUGUACCGCAAGUGGAGGGACAGCAAAGGGAAGGACAGAGAAUACAUCGAGAUCAUAAGGAAGCAGGUGCUGUCCACCAAAGCUGACGCAGAGCGGGACGGUGUCAAAGUUCCCACCACGUUGGACGAAUACUGUGUCCGCACCCAAGUCCCACCCACAGACGACGGCUCGAACCUUUUAUACGACGACUACUACGAUGACGAGGAGCUGGAUGAAGAUGAGGAGGAAGACAAUGAGGACUGUUGCUAUGACGAGGAUGACUCUGGCACUGAGGACUCCUGACCACGCCGCGCUGUGACAUCACCCACCUCUUCCCCAUCCCCUGACCAGAUCUUGUACCCACACACAGUCAAGUCUCCCUCUUGUGUCACUGACUGAACUUUAACUCCCUUCCUCCUGCUAAAAAACACACUUGGCACGGGGGCCGUCUGUCCAGCAUCUGUUACACGCAAUCAAAGAAUGCACACUAAAGCCUGGGUCAUUGAAAACAUAGCAGCAGAGUUGUUUUUGAAGUUCCUUUACUUUAUUUUGCUAUGUUGUCUGAGUAGAGCUUACACAUGAUACAGAAUCAGGAAGAUAAAUGUAAAAAAAUACUUCUGCACUGAUACCUGUCAAAAUGUCCAAAAGAAAGGCCUGAGACCUAUUUCCUCCACAGAUGUCAGGGGAAACACCGCUUUCUUAUGACUGAGUUUCUCUCUUUUGCAACAGAUCAGAUCACUGUAAAACAGGAACGUAUUUGCAAAGGAAGCUAAUUAAGGCAAAAAGACAAACUGUUCUGCUUGAGCCAUAUUAUGCGUGACCUCCAGUUAGCACACAGUCCAAAGCCCUGACACACUUUCACCUAUGACUUUUAAAGCCGCAGGGCUUGGGAUGUUCUGAACGGGGAAGUUAUCCAUUUCAGCAAGCUACUCAUACUUCCUUGUGCCUUCCUCUACCCCUGAUCCAAGUGACCAGUUCAAGCAAGUCCCUACCAGAAGAGUGAUAUUCAAGCUCUGACUUAAGGGUUCAAACUUCUGUUUCUGCUUAUUUAUAGAGGCACCUGUUAGAUUUAUCUAUGGUGUGAGGUAAGAUCCAACAGCUGAACUCACGAGUCAAAUGUAGAUCAUGCCACCAGUGUGCUGUUUCAAAUUAAAAGGAAAUCUAUGCAGUUGGAGGUUGAGUUUCAGUCACAUUGCACGUUUAAAGCAUUGCAGUGUUUAAAAUGUAACGGUAAAGCAGAGCCUUGCAGCAGUUAGACCAAACUCCAGCUGGAGAGGAUCUGAGGGAGUGUCUGUAGUGGAGCUUGCAGCUGGAGUCGUCUUUGUUAGUUAUUGGUUCGUCAUUUCCACUCAAGAGUAGCACAGAUGUCUGCAGCAGAGGAGCUUCAUUGUAACCUUUCGCUGAGCUUGCCUCCUACUGGCGGCUGUGUGCACAGCAGCAUUACUAUUUAUUUUUCCUACCCCCUGAAAUGCUGGGCUGUAUUGCAGCCAUCUUGGCUCUCCUGAAUCAAUGAACCCAGUCGUUUGAGCUGAGAUCGGGUGGAAGUGUGUAGGAUUCAGAAGAAUAAAUAAUGGCCGGUUGAAUACCUGGACCGAUUGGUUAGUUUUCAGUCUCCUUUGCACCAGUGGAGGACUGGACAUCGCACACAUAGCCACCAUUAACAACCAGCAGUAUUUCUAGAGAAAAUCUCAACUUUACUGUAACUGUUUCCGUUGUGUGAAUAGCCGCCGUUCGUUUCAAAGAUGUGCUGAAAAAUGUGAAGAGGACGUUCAGAAUGGGUUUUUAUCCGAGCCUGAGCAGGACACUGUGGUUCUUCUCUAGCAUGCUAAUUGGUGUUUGUGGUUUUAGAUAUGAUGUAACGGUUGGGAAUGUGUGCAAGGUAAAAAGGUCCUCGAAUUUGCUUUUAUAUAUUGUGAAUGGGCUGAGGGUUGAUUUUUGUUUAGUUUUUAUUUUUUCUUUCUCCUGAAAUUUUGCAAAGAUUUCAUAAAUGUUUUGAUGAUUGACUUAAUUUCUUUUGAACCCAAGUUUGUUCAUGGAAGUAUUGAGCAGUAAAAUGUUGAAGCAGAAACACGAUUAUGUAACAACAAAAAUGGACAAAGCACACAAUAUUAUGAGAACCUUUUUUCCCCACACUGAGUUAUCAAUACUGGAUCACCAACUAAUUCCCUUUUUAAUUACCUUUUUAUGGUCCCCAAUCAUGUAUUAUUAAGUUUUUGGAGAAUGGGAUUUGUUCAUUGUUUUUUUUGUUAAACUACUGUUAAAUUAUAAAUUUUUUUUCUUGUCUCUCAUUCCCACUCGCCCCCCUGAGUUUUCUGAUCCCUGAUUGGUUAAAACACGUUUGAUGGAAAACCAGGCUGUUGAGAAAAAAAACGAAAAACCUCAGGAAAAACAACCACCAACAAAUUAAUUGUAUUCCAAUUGAGCGAACCUGACCAGGUCGGGAGGGGGGGACUUACUUUUUGGCUUCAAAGGACUGUUUACAAUCUCUACCUUGAUAUGCACAUGUGGAUAGUUUGACGAUCACUUGAUAUCUUGUUUUCUUGUUUAUAUAUUUUUUUUUUCUUAUGGUUUGUAAAUCUAUUUAAAUUCUGAAAUAAAGUUCUUUAUUAGA
Molecule: messenger RNA, 3338 nt
Organism: Girardinichthys multiradiatus
Lineage: Eukaryota; Metazoa; Chordata; Actinopteri; Cyprinodontiformes; Goodeidae
Gene: cdc34a
Product: cell division cycle 34 homolog (S. cerevisiae) a
Exons: 5
Coding region: 305-1030 (241 amino acids)
Biological process (GO): ubiquitin-dependent protein catabolic process; protein polyubiquitination
Molecular function (GO): ubiquitin conjugating enzyme activity
Source: RefSeq, a predicted model, not a curated record